This is a messenger RNA of Prunus armeniaca (apricot), 1107 nucleotides long. NCBI's taxonomy places the organism in Eukaryota, Viridiplantae, Streptophyta, Magnoliopsida, Rosales, Rosaceae. The record is from the annotation of a GenBank genome assembly.
AUGGCUGGAUUGCUAGCGUGGGCAGCAGACGUAGUAGGAGGUGGUGGCGGGCAAGGUAACGAAGAAGACGGUUCCAAUUCGAUCCCGCUUAUAUUCACUCCGGAGCAGCAAAAGUAUGCUCUAGACUUGGAUCACAAAGCAACUUCUCUCAGCCGUUCGAUCCAAGAUCUACGGCUCAGACUCCCUCCCUCUGACAUCUCCCAACGGCUCCCUGAUCUCCAUGCCCACUCCGUCGCUUCUAAUGCCGCUCUUGCUCUCCAAUUGAAUGCCCAUUCCACUACCCGCGAACAGGCUCAGUUGAGAGAGGUGACAUUGCAGGAAGAGAAUGUUGCAUAUGAAAGGGCUAUUUCAAAUUGUGAAACUAAAAUAAAGGAGAAAAUUCAAGAAGCAGAUUUACUUAUAAGGAAGUUAAUGGAAAUGGAGGAAACUGAGAGGGAUUUAAGAGUUAAGCUUGAAAAUGCACAAACUGCAUUGGAUGUGAGUCAUUCUGGCGAAUCACAUGACUCCAUUGGCGACUCAAAGAUGACAAUCGAAACUGAACUUGACAUUGAAGCCUCCAAGAAAGCUAUACUUGACAAGUUAGAGGAGAGGAAGAAAGAGUUGAGUUCAAUGGAAGAAGUAGUAAAACAUUUAGAGGGGAGAUGGGCAGAAAUUCAAGAUAAUGCACUCAGUCACCCUUCUCCAGUUCAAAGAGAGAAGAUUUUGGAUAAACAACUUCACAGUUUAAUUGAGCAGCUAGCAGCAAAACAGGCACAAGCAGAAGGCCUGGUGAAUGAAAUUCAUUUGAAAGAGACGGAGCUAGAAAGAGUGAAUGGGUUGUGGAGAAAGCUUGAAAGCAGCAACAUGGAGAUGAAUACUGCUAGAAACCGGUUUGGACGAAGCACAUCUUUUAAAGGAUCUGCUUCCUCUGAUUAUAUUCUUGAUGCUCAUCAUAGAUAUGCCGACGGCCGAACAGAGAGUCAGCAAAGGCUCAUGCUGCUCAGGUCGGGCUAUCAAUCAAGAUCUCAUAAUUCAUACAAUGAUUUCGCAUAUACACUUUCUCCACAGCCGUCAGAACAGGUGGUGCACUUGAGAAGAUUCAUAUACACCGAAACUGGACUGGAAUGA